Messenger RNA from Nerophis lumbriciformis (worm pipefish), 4732 nucleotides. RefSeq lists its product as uncharacterized. The record is from RefSeq and is a predicted model, not a curated record. NCBI's taxonomy places the organism in Eukaryota, Metazoa, Chordata, Actinopteri, Syngnathiformes, Syngnathidae.
AGGAGUCGAGUGUUUCCGAGUGGUCGACAUAUUUUUGAACCGCUUCCAAAUGUUGAGCUGGAGUCGGCGAGUGCAGCAUCAUCAGCAGCAGUACAGAAGCAUCAUCUCCUGAGGAGGGCGAGUCGGGAAGUGGAGGGAGAGGAAGAGAGUCGGAGACCCACGCAGAAGCAGCUUAAGACCCCCCGCAGGACACUUCUUCUCCACCACCAUCCUCUUCUUCCAACGAGGUACGAAAGAGAAGCAGGAUGGGGACAGCCGGUGUGGUCACACUCACUUUCCUGCUUGCCACAGUUCUGUCAGUCUCUGGCAAAGUCACUGAGGUAUCCAAGACGUUGUUCCACGGCGAGGAUUUCCACAUCUUCCUGCAUAACCACAAUUUGGAGGUGACGUUUCGCAACAGGUCGGCUCCGCGCUCGCCCGUGGUGACCUUGAUGCGGCAAGGCCUGGUGGUCAACAACAGGGCCAAAAUGAACGCCCACGUCAGCUACCUGCUCAUCGACUCCGUUGGCGAAGGAGACGAGGGAUUGUACACCGUGAAGAACCCCGAGGACCCGGAGAACGUCACACAAUACACGCUUGUAGUCCGAGAUUGUGCUAACGAGCAGACCGUUAAAUACGGGGAAAACUACCGUAUUCCCCUGUUGGGUGUGACGGCCCCUAUCAGCCUGGAGUACAGGCUCAGCGCUGUGGAGGCCAACCAGACAUCCAGACCCGCCCUUGUGCUGUGGACGACCACAGGCAAGGCUAGAGAGGGCUACACGGGUCGCAUCAUCGUCAGUGACCAACAUGUGAUCCUGAAGGCAGCUACGGGCGCGGACCAGGGCAGCUACACCAUCAGGGACGCUCGCGGCGUCAUUAAGAAGAAAGUGUGUCUCCACGUCAUCGAGCACCGGAACUUUGAGACCCUGGUUCAAGGGGAAAAACUGAAGAUCAACCUGAUGCUCAACAGCUCCCUGGUGAAAUUGUACUACAUAACUGACAAAGACCCCACGCGCCGCCUACUCAUGGAUAAAGGGAAUUUUACGCAUGCUCUAACAGAGCUCGGCUUUGAGGACCGCCUGUCCAUGGAGGGUUCACAGGUCAUCUUGGAUAAGGUCAAGCCCUCCGAUAAAGGUGUUUUCGAAGUUACUGACCUUUUGGAAUACCCUGUGUCCAAAAUCCACUUGCAACUAAAACCGCACAAGCUGGAGUCUCUCUAUGUGGCCAUCAUCGCCCUGCUGGGCCUGCUAGUCCUCCUCCUGCUGGUUUGCCUGCUGUCCUGCCUGAUCAAAGUCAAGAAGAGGUCCAAGAGGUCCGCCGCCUUGGAGAAGAUUGCCCAGAAUGCUGGCAAGGAAGAGGAAGGAGAAGCCUUCAGACAGGUGGUAAAGAACAUCACUAAGCUCAGUGAGGACUCCAAGCAUUCCCAGGCAGACAACACAGAGAAAUCUCAGAGCACUGAGGUAGACAUUAAAGGUCUGGAGGUGUCCUCUAAAGAGGUCGGCAUGGGUAACCUUGACACCAGUGAUUCUGGCGUUGGCUUUAACACCGCCCUUCCGCUGGACACUGACACCGACCAAAUCCCUGACUCAGAGGCUGUGAGCAUCUCUGUUGCCCCGGAGACCAAGGCACCAGCAACUAUGGAAGUAAAACCAAUUUCAGUAGCUGAAACCAAAGCAGUCCCCGAGACCAAGAAAACCCCUGAUCAUCAGUCAGUCAACUUGGAUGUUCCCAAAUCAGCAGACGCAAAGCCUAGUCCAGCCUCCAGUCCGGAACCCAAGAAUGCUGUCAGUCCAGGUGAUCUGAAACCUGCGGCCUCCCCCAGCUUAGAAGCCAAGCCGGCUGCUCUGAAAGCCACCAGCCCCGCGGCACCAGAAUCCAAUAACAUUCCUUUUUCACCUGAUUCAGUCGAGAACUCCAUGCCGACCUCGCCAGAACCCAUCACCAAUUGCACACCCGAGCCAGGGCCGGAUCAAGCAGAUCUCAUUGGAGGUACUUCUUAAAAAAGUGAAGUGAAUCCGAGAGAAAACCAAAGUGGGGUAAAAUGAAGAUCCUACCACCACCACCACCUUAGAACUGUCCCUGCAUAUACCGUAUUUUCCGCACCAUAAGGCGCCCUGGGUUAUAAGCCGCGCCUUCAAUGAACGGCAUAUUUCAAAACUUUGUCCACCUAUAAGCCGCCCCGUGUUGUAAGCCGCAUCUAACUGCGCUAAAGGAAUGUCAAAAAAACAGUCAGAUAGGUCAGUCAAACUUUAAUAAUAUAUUAAAACCAGCGUGAUGUGGGCGCGCAUGGAGUCGUAUAUCAACAUGGACAGAGCUGCGUGAAAAAAGCCACCCGGCCUCUUCGCGUAAACUUAAACUUACCUUAACCACUCGCUCAUCUUUUCUUCAUCCAUCCCUUCGAGUUAGCUUUUAUGAUGACGCCGGCUGGAAAGGUCUCUUUUGGCAAGGUCUUCCUUUUGAAUAUCACCAUGGGUGGAAGUUUCUGGCCAUUAGCAUGGCAAGCUAGAACCACAGUGAAGGAUGACUUCUCAUUCCCUGUGGUGCGAAUAUUCACCGUACGUGCUCCCGUUGUAUCCACAGUGCGGUUCACAGGAAUAUCAGUUGCUGUGAAAUAGUAAUCCGUGUGCGGAUGGAGAGAUUGCGUCUUUUCAUGAACCGGAUCCCUGUCGCUUAGUAGGAGCCAUUUUGUGGUCUUUACAGAUGUAAACACACAAAGGAAAUGAAACGUACGGUAAUAUCCGCACGCUUUUUCUUCUUCUACGCGGGCGGGUGGUUGCUUACAGUAGAAGAAGAAGCGCUUCCUGUUCUAUGGGGGCGGGUGCUUACCUUGGCGGUUGCUUGCGUAGAAGAAGAAGCGCUUCCUGUUCUACCGGGAAAAAAGAUGGCGGCUGUUUACCGAAGUUGCGAGACCGAAACUUUAUGAAAAUGAAUCUUAAUAUUAAUCCAUAUAUAAAGCGCACCGGGUUAUAAGGCGCACUGUCAGCUUUUGAGAAAAUUUGUGGUUUUUAGGUGCGCCUUAUAGUGCGGAAAAUACGGUAAUUCAAAAAAGUCGUACUUUGUCUAAUCCCUGAGCAUUGUGUAAAUUGACAUUAUUUUAUCUCACCGUUGUAGCACAUCCCGAGCGGAGUACACAUUAAAGACGCAGUACCCGGGCUGACCGACGUACAGCGGUAAUGAGCCGCACACUGCCGGAAAAUAAAACGAAGAAGAAGCAAGGCUAGCUGUUAGCCUACCUGCUAACUCCAUUGAGGCUGUACUUACAUUCCAACAUAUUCUAAUUUACAUUUAUAUUGUGAUAAAACAUGAUGUAAACACACGCGUUUUCCACAUUUCUACCGCUUACUGUCAACCUCUAUGACUAAACUCCGCCUAACUUUGAACGACGCGCUGUUUCCAACCCCGAGCCUAUGUUUGUUAUUCUUCCGCCUUCUUCCUGAUUGGCUGGCGUCGUUACACGUGACAAUCACAAACCAGGCUCCGACCCCCGUGUAGUUGUAAACCUGGAACGUGUUUAUUAACAUACAUUUUGUUUGUUCUCGGAGCAGAUAAUAGCAUAAUCUUUUAAAAGAAUUUCAAUAUCUUUAUGCGUGCACCCCACUUUAGUUUAGCUGCAUAUUUUUUUUUGCAGCGUUUUACCUUUUAAGAUUAAAAAAAGUACCAGACUGCAAAAUAAAUCCUUUGCAGAGUUUACAACUAGAAACUCCAAAUACGGUGUCUUCUAAAAGUAUGUUACUGAAAACCCUAACCAUAACGCUGAAUGCCUAUUUACUUUCAAGCAUGCAAAAUAUGCAAAGAAAAAAGUUUUGUCUUCACACUAUUCAAUUAGAAAGCUUUGUAUAUCUUUAAACCACAGUCACUAUGCCAGGGGUCGGCAACCCAAAAUGUUGAAAGAGCCUUAUUGGACCAAAAAUACAAAAACAAAUCUGUCUGGAGCCGCAAAAAAUGAAAAGCCAUAUUACAUACAGAUAGUGUGUCGUGAGAUAUAAAUUGAAUUAAUAUGACUUAAAGGAAACUAAAUGACCUCUAAUAUAGCGACAAAUGAGGCAUAUUUAUGCAAUAUGUACAUAUAGCUAGCCUAAAUAGCAUGUUAGCAUCGAUUAGCUCGCAGUCAUGCAGUGACCAAAUAUGUCUGAUUAGCACUCCACACAAGUCAAUAACAAAACUCCAAAACUCACCUUUGUGGAUUCAUGCACAACGUUAAAAGUUUGGUGGACAACAUGAGACAGAAAAAGAAGUGGCAUAAAACACAUCCUAGAAAGUUAUACAUGUAAACAAACUAAGGUGAGUUCAAGGACUGCCAAAAUUAGUAGGACAAAACGGCGCUCGCCAAAUACUCGAAUCAGUGAAGCAUGUUUAAUAUAAACAGUGUGCUUUAUAACAAUUAGGGAGGUUUGUGUCAUGUUUGUCCUCCUACAGAAACCAUAUUAAAACAAAAUUUAUUAUUUUUUCCCCUCAACUUUUUCCAUUUUUCAUACAUUUUUGAAAAAGCUCCAGAGAGCCACUAGGGCGGCGCUAAAGAGCCGCAUGCGGCUCUAGAGCCGCGGGUUGCCGACCCCUGCACUAUGCGAUCACCAAAUGCUGCAUUUGAGACGACUGGGAAAUCGAAAAUAAUCUGAGUGAAGUUUUUAAAGUCCGAUUUAAACAAAAAACAAACAAGUAAAGCUAGUUUUUGGUUUAAUUGUAAAUACAAUAUAGGAUAAAUACAUAAUCCUCAAAACAAAUUUUAUAUAUAUAUAUAUAUAUAUAUAUAUAU